Amphiprion ocellaris (clown anemonefish) is the source of this 4671-nucleotide messenger RNA. Its product is annotated as ADP-ribosylation factor-binding protein GGA3-like. Gene Ontology annotation, molecular function: small GTPase binding; phosphatidylinositol binding; ubiquitin binding. Gene Ontology annotation, cellular component: trans-Golgi network. The transcript is spliced from 16 exons. The record is from RefSeq and is a predicted model, not a curated record. Lineage: Eukaryota; Metazoa; Chordata; Actinopteri; Pomacentridae. The coding region runs from base 961 to 2610 and encodes 549 amino acids. Gene Ontology annotation, biological process: intracellular protein transport; vesicle-mediated transport.
GAUUUUAAAUUUUUUUUAAAUAAAACUUUUAAGGGAAACUUUUAAGAAAUUAAUGGAAUUUUCUUCCUGAAGGUUUUGCAAAUUUUCAGAAAUUUGGGGAAUUUUUUUGCUGAAUUUUUGGAUUUUUUUCAGACAAGGAAACAAUAUUAUUUGGUGCCCGUAAAUGAAGAUGUUGUGGAGGGUUAAGUUGUUACAGCAGCAUGGGUAUUCAAUAAAGGGGUAAACAAUAAGACGACACAGAUUAUUAGGGUAUAAAGUGAAGUUAAAUUAAAAUAAGAUAAAAAAAAAUAUACCAAAUCUGGAAAAAAAAAAAACGAAUAUACAAGAAUGACAGUAUUUUUUUAGUGUACAGAAAUACGCAAAUGAGAAUGUGCUUGGAGAAGAUGCUUUAAAUUAACAAUAAGAAAUUUGCAAAUAUAUAAUAUAAACAUGCAUUUUUUAAAAUCAUCAUAAAAAGAAUCCUAAUUUGCAACUACUUACUUUCCAGCUCUGUUUAAACAAAUGUUUACAGUACGACAGAGUGUUAUGAAAAUAUAGUGUUUGUAGACAGAUGGGCUGCCUGUCAGUGCGCCUGCGCAGAGUAGGGGGGUGUAACGUGUAACUUGGUUAGUGUGUCAGCAGUGUGAGUGUCACAUGUCACAUAAGCAGGCGGCGGUUUGACAGCUCCGCUCCCCCCGGCAGACUCUCACUCAGACCCGGAGCUUCACCGCCUCUGGACCGGCAAUGGCGAGCGGAGACAGCCGGCCCACCUUGGAGUCUUGGCUCAGUGAGUGAACACCGAACGACCAGGCCACAGAUCCAAAUAAUCAGGAGGAUAGAUGGGACUGCAUCCAGGGCUUCUACCAGCUUGUCAAUCAAGACGCCGAUGGGCCACAGGUAGCCGUUCGUCUUCUUGCCCAUAAAAUCCAGUCGCCACAGGAGAAAGAGGCUCUGCAGGCUCUCACUGUUCUUGAGGCAUGCAUGAACAACUGUGGCAAGAGAUUCCACAGUGAAGCCGGCAAGUUUCGUUUUCUCAAUGAGCUCAUCAAAAUCUUAACACCAAAGUACUUCGGUGCCUGGACUUCACAGAAAGUUAAAGACAGAGUGACGGAGGUCCUCUAUGGCUGGACGCUUUGGCUUAAAGAUGAGCUCAAGAUUCAGGAAGCCUACAGCAUGCUCAAAAAGCAAGGUAUUGUGAAGAAAGAUCCCAAAUUGCCAGACACAGUUAUCAUGGCUCCUCCACCACAGAGAGCCACAGACUCCAUUUUUGACCAGGAUGACAAGGCAAAGCUGUUGGCCAGAUUAUUGAAAAGUGCUCGUCCCGAAGACCUGGAAACUGCCAACAGGCUCAUUAAAAGCACCAUCAAAGAGGAACAGGAGAAGGCUGAGAAAGUGUCAAAGCGAGAGUCUACUCUGAAGGAGGUGGAGAGUAGUACAAAGCAGCUUAGAGAGCUGCUGGACCAGAACACAUUAACUGGAGUUUUAUUGCAGCCCAGCAAUGAUAUAAAGGCGCUGUAUGAGCGCUGCGACCGACUGAGGCCCAGCCUGUUCCGUCUAGCCAGCGACACGAUGGAGGACGAUGCUGCUCUGGCACAGAUCCUGGCAGCAAACGAUGAGCUAACGCUUGUAGUGAAUGCUUACAAAGACCAGGUGGGGAGAGGAGAGUGCAAUGGAGAACGGACAAGGAGAAAAAAUGAAGAAAUGACAAGUAAACAUAGUGCUCCUCUAAGUCCUAGACACAUUAAGAGCUACCACCUCAUCGAUCUGUCAGCACUGGACUCUCCACAGACUCUCAGAAAAGCUGAAUCACCACCUGUAUUUGAACCCUCUUCACCUCUCUUCUCUCAUUUGGAGAGCACCUUCUGCUCAGUAGCUGACCAGGACCAAAAUGAAUUAGAGUUGGAUAAUGUAGUCCCAAAACAGACUGAAGACAAUCCAAAGUCAUAUUAUGAAGAACUAUUGCAGCUCAACGGAGACGUUCAGGUGAUGAAUGCUGAGCAGACCAGAGGGAGAGGCCCUUUGCUGAGAAGCCGUGGAUGUGGGGGCAGCAGCGUUACGACAAAUGGAACAAAUGUUUGGUCUCUCACCCAAAACCAGCCGUUCACAGGGCUGGGAUCACCUUCCAAAUCACAGAAACAACCAAAUGGAGCGUCUGGCUCUUCGGUGGAACUGGAGGAGACCUUGUGUUCCCCACAGUUACUGAAAAGCAUCUUUGUUCCGGUGGACACCAUCAAAUCCAGUCAGCUGGAGCCGAUCACGUUACACAACCGGGCUGGUAUCCACGUGUCGCUGCAUUUUGCCAAAGACUGUCCGCCCGGUCAUCCAGGUGUUGCUGUGGCUGUCUUGUCUGCAGUGAACACGUCUGCUCUCCAUGUGAAGGACUUCAUGUUUCAAGCUGCAGUUCCAAAGACCAUGUUGGUGAAACUUCAGCCUGCCUCGAGGACACAGCUACCUCCUUACAAGCCGCUGCUGCCUCCACCUGCUGUCUCACAGGUCAUCCUGCUGGCUAAUCCUCACAGGCGUAAGGUUCGUCUGCGCUACAAGCUCACACUGACACACGGAGACCAGCAGCUGAACGAGACCGGAGACGUCGACAACUUCCCUGACUGGACAUCUAUGGUUGGCUUUUAAAAACAUGAGAUACUCAGAUUCCAACUCUGUGUUGGACCUGAAACCUAAAGGAAAAACUCAACAUAAAAGGUCUGGGAGUUUUUUUUUUUACAGUGAAUGUACCUGUAGGAGAUCUUCAUGAAGUAGACACAGCAUUAAUUGGAUUCAUACAAAGAAAUGACUUGUUUUAACACAGUGCGAACUCUACUUGACACAUUGAAAACAGGCUGGAUGUUGCAUCGGCGGCUGAUAGGUUACUGCCUGUUAAGUAGGAAAAUAAAAUAGUUAUUGUUCUGGUAGAAGAUCUAACAGCAGUGCUUGUUCAGCCGUUACAUGCAGUGAUAUUUAACACUUCAGGAGACAGUAGAGUGUGUUGUCUAGUAGUUGUUGAACAAGCAGAACACACACUCACAGAGAUGUGACAUUUUAAAUGCUGUGCCUGCAGUCAGCUCACUGCUCCUCUUCUGCCACAACUACUAGAUUUUACAUUACAUAUUAAAAUAACAUUUAAUCCAAACAAGUUUAGAAUAAACAAUGUCAUUUUUAUGCUUCAGUGCUCCCACAGAAGACCCCCAAAUUCAUCCAUUGCCAUAACAAUGACAUUAACCACUGUUCAAGCAGACCAAAAGAAACCUUCCGGCCUUGUAGGUGUGAAAUUCUCUUUCUGAUUGAAGCCAAACAAACAAAAAUUGUCAUCAAAUGAACAACACAGAGCUGCGACCGCUUCUGUCAGCGAGGAUUCUGGUAGUGGAUGAAAGUCUUGUUCUGUGUCCGUGAGCAAAGAAGCAGAGCCUGGUGGAGCUAAAACCAGCUUCUCGCAACAGUUUGUGUUUUUUCUCAUAAUAACUCUACAAGCUACUGUUGCACAAAACCCAUCCACUGCAGAUAAUAGAGGGGGACGGUGUUUUAAAAGUUCACCCUGUCAUCCCCGAAGUGUGUUUCAUGAACAGAAACACCCCCGCUGCUGGUUGAUUGGAGUAGUGUUGUGCUGAUUGGUCCGAACUGCUUUGUUCCCAUCAGAAAGGUGUACAAGCAACAGAUUUCUGUUUCUGAGAACUAGAGAACAACCAGCUGGCAGGAGACGUUCACUGAAUUUAUCAAAAGUGUGUUGGAUCAAAAUGAAUGCACCUCUAAUAAAUCCAUACAGAUGUUAGCAGUUUAGGUGGGUUUGGUACAUCCACUAAUUGACUCUGAUUCAGCCGUUAAAUAAUCUGCUGUUUCUGCGAUUGCGGCCCUGUACCAUUGUUAUUCUACUGUGACAAUCCAGGAUGUUGGCUGUAGCCAGGAGUGUGCUGACAUGUUACUGGUGACAUGUCGGCACAUUAAAGCCUUUAUUUAUUUUGUGCAUUUGUGACAUCAAAACCGCCAAAGUGCCUUGAGGUGUUUUUAAUGUGUAUUUAUUUUAUGAAUAGGGUUUCCAUAAGAAGACUUUCUUGUCUUUAGGUUGUAGAAUUAUUGAAAACUGUAAAGGUUCCACUGCUCUGUUCCGGUAUUUUGAAAUCAUUCUGUUCUAAUUUAAAGAGUGCUGAUUUGUACGCUAACUAAAGGAGAUUAAACACUGCAAAUUAAAACAAACAAAUUAAGAAAGGAUGUUCUCCUUUCUGGCACAACUAAGCAUAGAAUAAAUCACAAGAAAAUCUAUCAACACGACAGAAGGGAACACAGAACAGUGUUUCCUUUAACUAUUCAUUAGUCUGGCCAUCCGUUUUUUGUUGUGGCAUGUUUCUUGUUGCAUUUGUGUUGACUGUUUUUUAGUGUUCAUGUGUUUUGUUUAUUUCCAGCUUUUUAAAAAAUGUCUUAGCUGUAGUUGCUCAUGUUUUCUUGGGGUUGCAGUGCAUCAAGCUUAUGGCCAAAUCUGAGAUUGUUUUUAACUCUUAUGUGACCACAUCAGUGUUUCCUGUCCAGCAGUCUUAUCAGUCUUCUACUGUGAAGCUUCCAGCUGCAUUCAUGAGCCCAGAAUAAGGAAUUCAUUUUCAGCUUUACCUGCUUCCUCAUCUGGAACUGUCACAUUGUACAAGUUCAAACAACUCUGCCUGAUUUUUGUCAAUAAAUCCAAUACAACGUCUGUUGUAGCACAAAAGA